Molecule: messenger RNA, 2088 nt
Organism: Aspergillus steynii IBT 23096
Lineage: Eukaryota; Fungi; Ascomycota; Eurotiomycetes; Eurotiales; Aspergillaceae
Exons: 4
Coding region: 150-2072 (640 amino acids)
Source: RefSeq, a predicted model, not a curated record
CACUAACAAGUUCACUUCUACAAUUCUCUUGAAUUAACUUUGACCCUGGCGCCCAGCCCCCUCGCAUAAAUAUUGCACGGUAUUGGAACCACCAGCGAUCGACGCAGUUUCACACAGCCAAGCCUAACGGCCGGGCACCACUUUAGAUCAUGAACUCCGAUGAAGACGAGAUCGGAAGCUCUGAUGAAUAUGAACUCAGGGAAUCUGAUGAUGACGAGGGAGACGAGGAAAAUGAGGAUAAAAUUCAUAUCGGGAAGUCGUUUUGUCUUCUGUGCAGACAACAGCCAGAACCUGGGUCGGCUAUUCUUGAUUUGAACAACCACUUGUUUACAGCUCCCGACUGUGACUCGGACUGUGAUGUCUGUUUGGACUGUGACCCGAUCCCUGGCGUCUGGUAUCACCGCGCCUGCUUCGACAUUUUCAAGCCUAGUUAUGGGCGCUCUGACGUACCUACCGAAAAAGAGUUUCGCCGGCUUGAGGACGCAACAACAAUCUUGGAUGAUCUGGAGCACCUCGAUGAGCCGAUUCAAGAUGUAGACUCCAGCGAAGUAGCGACGACGAUGGAAGGUCUUCUGUCAAGGCAUGCGAGGAAUCUCUUGCAGGGCACCUUUCGCCAGGACCUACUCAACCGCCUACCCACUGAGCUUACCCUCAUGAUCGCCGAGCGCAUCACACCCUGUUGGUUCUUAAUUGUCCUUGGCCAAACCCGUCGAUUGAUGAGCCUGGUGCGGGCGGGCCCUGGACCCGGCUCUGAACGGCUCAACCUUCAACAAGAUCUCUGGGUGUCCAAGGUGAACUAUCAAGGCAAUUCAUACCUGGCAAACCUUAGCACUGAGCCGCUGUCACAAUCAACUGAGACUACGCAGUACCGCAUCAACUUACCUCAUGAGGUGAAGACGGUUGUUCUUUCCGUCGAUUCCGUGGGUAUUCGAGGGAUACAGUUCACAAGCUCCGACUCAGAAGCAUCACCGGAUGGAUCUCGAAGGUACCGGAUCCUCGAAGUCAAGGACCCCCAUUGUGAGAUCAAAGUAAAACGCAAUGCCAUCUUUGUAACUGGAAUUAAGCUGCUGCCGAAUAACUCAUCUUCGGGACUCAGGUUAUGGUCCUCUCCCGUUCUUCCGAAGUUUAAUCCGUGGAAUUUCUACCAAGAGGGCAUGAACGGUGUCUUAGAGCAUGUACAGUUCGACUCAGAACUUCAAGGCCUGUUAAUUUGCUGUGCCGGUGGACGGAUGCUCGGCAUUCACGGGUUCUCGGGGAAAUCGAAGAAGUUCACAGAGUUCAUUGAUUCGAUCAUUCCAUCGAAAUAUGAUGAAGUGACUGCCUGGAUCCACAGCCCCGAAAAAUACUGGAUCUACUACCCCUUCAGCCGAAACGAAAAUAUCUUCGGUGCGUGGAUUCGGAAGAAGAAGGGGAAUGCGGAAGCCCAUCCCAUUCUCGUUCUACAAUCUUCUCUCGGAAAGACGAUUACCUUCGGGCCUCAGAUUCCACCUAAAGAGUCCCACCACUACCAAUACCACUCCUUAGUCAGGGAAGGCGACGGUGCUGUUACCGGAAUAAUCCAUGACGGGCUCGAACCGGGGUACGAGCAGAUUCUAGAGCUUGGUGUGACAUGUAAUGAAUUACAUCGCACUCCAGCUCCAGUAGAGCCACUUAUGAGUUCCCCUUUGGAACUACCACAAACUCCCUCUCAUGCAAGGGGCCCAGUCCCGCAGUGGUAUCUGACAAGCGCGCCGUUAGAAGGCGUGGAAAGAGUCCAAGUCUUCAGGAGGUCAGGUAAUCUUAGCCGACAUUGUUUGGGGCUUUUACUUUCUUAUCACGAUGGGCGUGUAGAGGCGCUGGGACAGGUCCGUUGGGACCAAAAUACCACAGAGGAAGGCCGUAUCCGACUGGGUGUUAAACUUGGAUGGUCUCCCCGCGGUAUUAAGCGCGUUCUGGAUAUCCGAAGCGGAGUGACUGACUGUGAACUGGUGGACCACAGUGGGGCGGGAUCUUGGUCGUUAUUGCCUGAUCAAGGCAUUCUUGUUUGGUGGUUUGGGGAGUAUGGUGAUAUCUUGACUGUGCUUGAUCCGUAGGGAAUAAUAAAGCCCG